This is a messenger RNA of Aphidius gifuensis, 863 nucleotides long. RefSeq lists its product as uncharacterized. The coding region runs from base 124 to 720 and encodes 198 amino acids. Lineage: Eukaryota; Metazoa; Arthropoda; Insecta; Hymenoptera; Braconidae. The record is from RefSeq and is a predicted model, not a curated record. The transcript is spliced from 4 exons.
GACCUUGUAGACGCAUCAAAAAAAAAAAAAUACAGGUGAUUCAGUUGAGAAAGCAUCCUUGAAUAAACUACAUCUUAAAAUUUAUUUGAUUAUUUGUUUUAAAUAUAAAAUAAUAAAUUAAAAAUGAAUAAUAUAUUUAUUUAUUUGCAUAUUAUUGUUUUAAUAAUAUGUUUAUCAAAAUCAGAAGAAAUUUGGGAACAAGAUUUAUCAAAUGAAUUUAAUAUUGGAGCAUCAACAGAUGGUUAUGAUAAAGUUGGUCUUAAAUGUGGUGCUGAAAGUAUGAAAAUUGAAUUAAAAACAACUGAUGAUUUUACUGGUGUUAUAUAUACACAAGGAAGUUUUCAUUCUAAAAAAUCACCAUGUUUUUUAGAUCCAAAAACAGGUAGAAGUUUUACAAUGGAUAUUCCACUUCAUAAUUGUGAAACAGAAAAGGAUGGUGAUAAAUACAGUAAUGUAUUGGUGAUUCAACAUGAUGAUGAAUUAGUAACACCAGGUGAUGCAGCAUUUAAUUUAGAGUGUGAUUUUUCACAGCCACGUGAACACACUGUAUCAGCCGAAGUUAAUACAACAAAAAAAAGACGUGCUAGAUCAAGUAGCAUUGCACUUGUUGAUGCUGAUCCAGGACGUGAUAGAAAAAAACGUGCAGCUUUUAUUCAAAGUUAUAGUGACGAAGUCAUCUUUACACCAAAUUUUCAUCGUAAGGAAAAAGACGAGCUUUAAUUACAUCCCACAAUUCAAGAAAAAUUUUAUUUAACAACAAAAAACAACAUAACUUUUUUUUUAGGAUAAACACUGUGUCGAGUUAGAAAAGUACAAUAAAAAAAAAAAAAACAAUAAGCUGUGUUCUUCUGGCCACAGAUGAC